Molecule: messenger RNA, 965 nt
Organism: Asterias rubens (European starfish)
Lineage: Eukaryota; Metazoa; Echinodermata; Asteroidea; Forcipulatida; Asteriidae
Exons: 3
Coding region: 167-619 (150 amino acids)
Source: RefSeq, a predicted model, not a curated record
UGUGCAGUAUAAAUAUAAGAACUGUCCGGAAAACUUCUUUUUUAACAACUUCGUUAGAUUUGAAACACUUAUCAAUAAGCUUCCGUAACGGAUCCUUCCUUCAUCGACAUCGGGAAGAAAACAACUUAAUUGUGAGGACCUCCAAAGGAUAAAACUAAAGGCGAGAAUGUUGAACGUAAGCUUUUCCCUUUUCAUCGGAUUGUUUGUUUGGUCGGCAACUACACUAGUUCACACAACAGCAAACAUCAAUCCCAAUGACACUGUCUCAGACUCAGAAAUUGAGUGCUACCAAUGUGAAGGAACUCUGGGAGAUGCAAAUAAUAAUUGUGGGGAUACAUUAUAUCAUGAUGACAUCAUUAACACAACAACUUGUACCAACCAGACCGUUUGUGCUAAAGUAAUAAUCUACAUGAUUGAACAGAAGAUAACUAUCGUCAGAGGUUGCGCCCCUCAAUGUCAAGAUGGAUGUGUUAAAGAUGAACAGCUAGCUAGCCAUUGUUAUUAUUGUUGCCAAGAUUAUUUGUGUAACAAUGCAGUAACCAUCACCCGUAACUAUGUAAAAUGGUUCACUGUUUUCAUGACAAUUCUUCAAGUUCAAGCUUGUAGAUUCUUAAAUUGAGAAUAAAAUGUGAAGCCAUGCAUCUUAUUUUGCAUUUCUUGUAUUGGUAAAAUGGCAAUUUAAGUGAAGACAACCAAAACAUUAGCCAUGAUAUCUAUGUGUUCAUGUGAUGUUUUAAGUAUUCUAUAUGUUGAGAAAGACUUGCCUAAAUGACCCCAAUUAAGUGACUUUUGAAUUUUGUUUCUUAUUCUUAUCUAUUUGAUGAGCAAAUUAACCAAGUUUUGAGAUUUGGCAGGAAGUGUCUGUUUUUGUUUUUAUGAGAACUGACAGGACGGAGUGUCACUUCAUAACUUUUUUUGGCAAGUGGAAGCAGUUCCCACCUUGUUUUCAUGAAAACUUGUUACUA